UCGCCGGAUCGGCCGGAACAUUUCCGAGCGCGCGGAAAAACGAAGAGGAGAGCAUGGAAACGCGACGCGGCAGAAUGGGAACGAGAAAGAGAGGGCGACAGAGGUAGGGAGAGGGCGUUUAAAUACGAGGAGAGACGCGCGUGCUCCUUCAGUCCGGCGCUAACAGUCCAAACCGAUUCACAUCCGGACCCCGGUGGAGAGGAAACCGUAGUCCUGCCCGCAACCGAGGACGAAUCUCGACCCAGAAACCGACCACGGAGACGAGAAGAUUUCGAAACGGAUCACGAACACCGUUUCCGGGUACCGCGUGAAUCGUGCCCGCUUGAAAAGGGAAUCAGAAGUGGCGCGGAGGGCUGUAACUGGCGGACGGAAGUGUACGUGGUAAUGUGUCAGUGAACAAGUUUUUUUCGAACAGAAUCGAAGAAUAGUGCGGAAAAAAACUUUCGAGUGAAAACGAGGGUUCGAGAAUGACGAACAGCAUGAAGCAGACGGUCAUUAAGCACCUCACGAAUUGACGGGAGCUUCGAAUGCAAUCACGUUUGGAGAUCUUAACUGCUAAAGGAACCAUCUCGACCCACGAUUAAACCUAACUUGCAUGCGAGGAAGAUUAUGGUCAUGGUCAAAAUUCAAGGCUGUGGUCGACAAAAGAUCCUUGCCGGAUACAUGAAAAUAGUAUUCGAUCCAGAAAUAGGAAAUCCAACAUGGUGGAAGAGGCGAUCGGCGCUGGAACGAGGGCUGACCGUGAUAGCAGUUUCCGGGAUCCUUUUGUGCAUCGCGUUAGCUGUUGCGCUCGGGGUUCUAGCGGCGAAUACUGUGUCUUGCAGUUCGUCGAGAAACGAUCCCGUUAACACAGAGGGAUUACCAUCCACAGCCGACGCUCUUAACGGAUAUCAGAACACAAAAGACAUUCAAAUUGUAGACAGAGGACCGACCUGCGACGAAGACAUCUGCUACACGCCAGAAUGCGUUCACACGGCGUCCGGGAUAUUGAAAAACAUGGACACCGAGGUGGAACCCUGCGACGAUUUCUACGAUUUCGCUUGCGGUGGUUUUCUGAAGAACACACACAUCCCUGACGACAAAACGAGCGUGAAUACGUUCACAGAGAUCAGCGACAAGCUGCAGAAUCAACUGAGGUCCAGCAUCGAGGAGAAGAGCGCGCCGAACGAGCCAAAACCCUUCAGGCUCGCGAAGAAUUUGUACAAGUCUUGCAUAAACAAAACGGUCAUCGAACAGCAAGGUUUGGAACCUCUGUUGAAGAUUUUGCAAAACCUUGGCGGCUGGCCGGUUUUAGAGGGCGACGAUUGGAACGACGAUGCAUUCGAUUGGAAAGAGUCGGUUUACAAAUUCCGGAAAACGGGUUACUCUGUCGAUUACUUCAUCGAUUUCAGCGUCGGAGUCGAUCUGAAGAACAGCACGAGACGAAUAAUCGACCUCGAUCAAGCGUCGCUUGGCCUCUCGCGUGAAUAUCUGUCAAAGGGAUUCGAUGACAAAAUUGUGCAGGCCUAUUACAGCUAUAUGGUUGAUAUCGCGACGAUUCUUGGAGCUAACAAAACUAGAGCACAAACAGAACUGAAGGAGUCUCUGGAAUUCGAGAUGGAACUUGCCAACAUUUCUUUGCCCAACGAGAAGCGUCGCAACGCCACCCUCCUCUACAACCCCAUGACGGUGCAAGAGUUAUCGAAGACUUAUCCUAGCAUACCGUGGAAGGAAUAUUUCAACACCAUUUUGGCGCCAAACGUUCAGGUCAACGACGACGAAGUCGUGAUCGUCAGUGUUCCCAGUUACAUAGCAACCUUGGAGAAGCUGUUGGUUAGCACGCCGAAGAGGAUUCAGGCGAACUAUGUGAUGUGGCGAGCGGCUGCUUCGUCAGUGAGCUAUCUCACCGAGGAGAUUCGAAAGAGGCAAUUGCAAUAUUCCACGGCAUUGAGCGGGAAGACGGAACGAGAGCCCAGGUGGAAGGAGUGCAUCGAUACGGUUUCCGGUAGCCUGGCCAUAAGCGUCGGUGCCCUUUACGUGAGGAAGUACUUCAAAGAAGAUGCCAAGAAGAACGCGGUAGAGAUGGUGGCCGAUAUCAGAGAAGAAUUCACCAAGAUAUUGAAGAAGGUCGACUGGAUGGACGAAGACACGAGGAAGAGCGCUUUAAGCAAGGCAGCCUCCAUGUCCACUCACAUCGCGUAUCCAGACGAGUUGUUGGACGAUAAUAAACUGGAAGAAUUUUAUAAAAAGCUAGAGUUGACAACCGACAAUUACUUAGAGGGUAUCCUGAAUCUGACUCUCUUUGGAUUGGAAUAUUCCUUCGGUAGACUACGUAAACCCGUAAAUAAGAGCGAUUGGAUAACCCACGGAAGACCAGCGAUCGUCAACGCGUUUUAUUCAUCGAUCGAGAACAGUAUUCAGUUCCCAGCCGGCAUUCUACAAGGCGCUUUCUUCAGCAACGAUCGACCAAGAUACAUGAAUUACGGCGCUAUCGGGUUCGUCAUAGGUCACGAAAUAACGCACGGUUUCGACGAUCAGGGCCGACAAUUCGAUCAAAAUGGAAACCUCGUCGAUUGGUGGGCGCCGCAAACGAAGGAGAAGUACCUUGAAAAAGCAGAGUGUAUCAUUCAUCAGUAUGGGAAUUACACCGUCGAAGAUGUUGCCUUAAACUUGAACGGUAUAAACACCCAAGGUGAGAACAUCGCCGACAAUGGUGGAAUAAAAGAAGCCUAUUUGGCGUACAAAGAAUGGGUCAGGCGAAAUAAUCCUGAACAGAGAUUACCAGGACUUUCGUACACGCCGGAACAAUUGUUCUGGAUAAGCGCCGCGAACACCUGGUGCAGCAAGUACAGACCGGAAGCGAUGAAACUCCGCAUCACCACCGGGUUCCACAGUCCAGGGAAGUUCCGUGUUCUGGGUCCGCUUUCCAACAUGGAGGAGUUCGCGAAAGAUUUCAAAUGUCCGCUCGGUUCGAAAAUGAACCCCGAGAAGAAGUGCGCCGUCUGGUAAAUUAUACGUUGACGAACUAAGAGGUAAUAGAAGUUGAAGAAGCGACUGUUCGACGUUGGUCGAACUUGUUCUUUGAAACACGACGUUUAAUGAAAGAGUAUAUUCGCGGUCGAACAAGUUUUCAGGUAUUUCGGCUGAAAAACGACGACCCUGGGAUUCAUUCGAGACUAUCUUUCAUAUGGAUAUAUGGUUCGUGUGAAUCUUAAUGUAUCUGUGUAGAUCUUGAUGGAAUCCGCUCGAAGGGAGUAAUAGUGACUGUGCUUGAUCGGUGAAACUGAUGGAAUUCAACGUUUAGGGCACGAUCGUGCAUGAUCUCUAAGAAUGACCAAAGGGAUCGUUUUCGCGAACAACUUAAAUUACACGGUUGAACGGCGCAUCUACUAACAUUGUUUGCUAAUAUAUAAGUCUUUUUUAUAAGAGAAAGUUAGAGUUUGAUGAGUAUUGUAAAUAAGGAGAAACCACGAUACCGAGACGGCGCGUCAUGACAAUUUUCAAUUUUGUAAAAUUGCGUUUAGAAAUUGCGAAACCAAGUUGGGUUCGAUCGUCGGUGAAGAACACGUUAAACUGUGAUGAUUUUAUAGGAAUCGACAAUAAAUAGUGAAACGGUCUUUCGGUUGAAGCUUCGAGCUGGCGCGCGCAAAAAGAGAAAAAAAAAAUACAGUUAUUGUUAAUUAUAUUUUCAAAUGACAUUGUUUUACUGACAAAAAGUUAAUAUAUGUGUUUUUUUUUUGCUAUCUGUAUAAUAUUCGUUAGGCUCCGUUGAGCAGCGUAAGGUUGUUGAUUAGAGUUACCAUUUCAAAGUACUUAGGCGACGUAGUAUUAAUCGUAGUUUUUAACGCACAGGUAACGAACGCCUGUGGUUACUUUUGUAUCGUUUUACUUUUGGAUAUACGUGCCACGUGAACGUUUAUUUCUAUCGCAAUUUCUUUGUUCUUAUUUUGCAAUGACAAUUGUACCGCAUAGGGUCUAACGUAGAACCGCGAUACUCAUAUUUAUUGCAAUACCGUAUUACUUUACGUUUAAACAGAUGAGUGUAUUUAGUGUAUUUGUUGAGUAUAAAAUUUUAAUAUAAAAACAUUGAAGAUAAGCUUACCCAUAAAUUUCCUUUCCCCUCGUUUCUUAAUGUGCAUAUUGUA
Molecule: messenger RNA, 4124 nt
Organism: Colletes gigas
Lineage: Eukaryota; Metazoa; Arthropoda; Insecta; Hymenoptera; Colletidae
Gene: Nep2
Product: neprilysin-2
Exons: 11
Coding region: 610-2988 (792 amino acids)
Biological process (GO): protein processing
Cellular component (GO): plasma membrane
Molecular function (GO): metalloendopeptidase activity
Source: RefSeq, a predicted model, not a curated record